AAAUUGAAGGAAGAAAGCUUCGACGUAGAAGCAACAAUGGCGGAGCUGGAGAGCCCAAGCGUGAUGCCGAAGCUCAUCGGAUUCCUCUCAUCUCUCCUCCAGCGCGCGGCGGAGACGAACGAUCUCAGCCGCGAAUUUCAGCCGCCGCAGAAAAUAUCAGUGUUCCAUGGAUUGUCGAGGCCGAACAUCUCAAUCCAGAGCUAUCUCGAGAGAAUAUUCAAGUACGCCAACUGCAGCCCUUCCUGCUACAUUGUGGCGUACGUGUACCUCGAUCGAUUCACGCAGACGCAGCCUUCUCUCCCCAUCAAUUCCUUCAACGUUCACCGAUUGCUCAUCACUAGCGUCAUGGUUUCUGCCAAAUUCAUGGAUGAUAUGUAUUACAACAAUGCAUACUAUGCAAAAGUGGGAGGAAUAAGCACAACAGAGAUGAACUUUCUAGAACUGGAUUUCCUAUUUGGGAUGGGGUUUCAUUUGAAUGUGACACCAUCAACUUUCCAAACAUACUGUUCAUAUCUGCAGAGGGAAAUGAUGAUUCACCCUCAUUUCAGUGUUUCUGAAGAGCCCUCUUUCUUGUAUUCUUCAAAACUUCUUCAUCUCUGUUUUAAUGAAGAUGAUUCUUCUUCUCAUCAGCAAACACACCAGCUUGCUGCUGUUUAAUUUGUUAGAUGAUCAUGUUCAAUGCCAAUGCAUUCUUCCUUUUUUCUACUGUAGUUAGGUUUAGUGGUAGGACUCUCUCUCUCUCUCUCUCUCUCUCUCUCUCUCUCUCUCUCUCUCUCUCUCUCUCUCUCUCUCUCUCUCUCUCUCUCUCUCUCUCUCUCUCUCUCUCUCUCUCUCUCUCUCUCUCUCUCUCUCUCUCUCUCUGUUGUCAUUUGUAAUGUUUUUCAGUGUAUGUUUUUUUUUUCUGGGGAAUAUUUGGGAAUGUACAGUUGGUUGUGUUUCUUGAUUGACAUUCUUGGCAAUGGGGGAGCUCAAUUGUUGUUUCUUGAUUGAAUAUUAUUCUUGUCACAUGUUAU
Molecule: messenger RNA, 1013 nt
Organism: Erythranthe guttata (spotted monkey flower)
Lineage: Eukaryota; Viridiplantae; Streptophyta; Magnoliopsida; Lamiales; Phrymaceae
Gene: CYCP4;1
Product: cyclin p4;1
Biological process (GO): regulation of cyclin-dependent protein serine/threonine kinase activity
Molecular function (GO): protein kinase binding
Source: RefSeq, a predicted model, not a curated record